GUUGAUGUUGUUGUAUGAUUGUUGUAUUAUUCUCUAUCUCGACUAAGGCAUCUCAGAUUCAGAUCCUCAGAUCCCCCCCGCCAUCCGCCAUCCGCCAUCCGCCAUCCGUCAUCCCUAACCGUCAUCCUAUUGCCUCCGUCAUCCACUCCCAGCCGUGUCUCUGUCCAGCUGGGCCAGGAGGUUGCAGUGGUUGCAGCAUCUCUCUUUCUCUCUCUCUCGUCUCUCGUUCGAGGGCCAGUACAAAGGCCAGUACCGAGUAGUAUAGUAUCAUCGUACCUAGUCGACCAGUCUGCUGCGCGAAUCCAGGGCCGGUCGGGUGGUGGGGAUGGGCGAGGGUUUUAAUGCUACAAGUUUACAACUAAUGACUGCAUCCCCCAAUGCCCAGCGCCCAAUGCCCAGUACCCGAUCCCCCAAGAAUAGCCCCAAUCCUCCUUGUUAUCCAGAGAGAUCAGAGUCCAGCUCAGCUACCGUCUUCCCGUGCCUCGCCCUGUCUUUCUUGUCUUUGCCUAUGAGAUCGUAGAGAAGUUGUAGAAUUGGAGAACUGUAGAAUCCAUCCGUGUCGCCACGAAACCCUACCGAGGGCAG
Molecule: messenger RNA, 585 nt
Organism: Amorphotheca resinae ATCC 22711
Lineage: Eukaryota; Fungi; Ascomycota; Leotiomycetes; Helotiales; Amorphothecaceae
Exons: 1
Coding region: 326-520 (64 amino acids)
Source: RefSeq, a predicted model, not a curated record